CACUUUACCGCAGUCUGACCGAGUAUCUCCGUUUACUAAAUCUCCCGUGACGCAAAUUAAUGUGGCGGCAGCGGCGCCGCAGAGUCAGUCAGCUCAGCCGGUGAGCGGGUGACGGGAAAUGAGACAAGUUGCAAGCAUCGAACGCAGGAGCAGCGUCUCUACUUCCUCCCCCACGUGACGUCAGCGGCCCCGCCCCAGCUCCUCCUCCUCGUGGCGAGCGCGCGCAGGGCGGGGGAGUGCGGCGGCUCGCGCGGUCGUUGUGGUGUCGCAGCCGGUAACGGGGAGAGCGAGACAGAGACAGCCGCCAUGGCGGAGAGCGCCGGCCUGGAUAAUCACCGCAUCAAGAGCUUCAAGAACAAGGGCAGAGAUGUAGAGACUAUGAGAAGACACAGAAAUGAAUUAACGAUUGAGCUGCGAAAGAACAAAAGAGAUGAACACCUGUUGAAAAAGAGAAACGUUCCACAAGAAGAAAGUCUAGAGGACUCGGAUGUUGAUGGAGAUUUCAAAUCACAAAAUGUAACACUAGAAGCAAUACUACAGAAUGCCACCAGUGAUAAUCCAACAACUCAACUAAGUGCUGUGCAGGCAGCAAGAAAGUUGCUAUCCAGCGACAGGAAUCCACCCAUCGAUGACCUCAUAAAGUCUGGAAUCCUGCCUAUAUUGGUGAAUUGUUUAGAGGCAGAUGAUAACCCUUCUUUACAGUUUGAGGCGGCCUGGGCAUUAACCAAUAUAGCAUCAGGGACGUCUGCACAAACCGAAGCAGUGGUGCAGUCCAAUGCCGUUCCACUGUUCCUCAGGCUGCUCCAUUCCGUGCAUCAAAAUGUCUGUGAACAAGCAGUCUGGGCACUUGGAAAUAUCAUUGGUGAUGGACCUCAGUGUAGAGAUUAUGUCAUCUCACUUGGAGUUGUCAAACCGCUCUUGUCCUUCAUCAAUCCUUCCAUCCCCAUCACCUUCCUUCGGAACGUCACAUGGGUCAUUGUCAAUCUGUGUAGGAAUAAGGACCCUCCACCGCCCAUGGAGACUGUGCAGGAGAUCUUGCCUGCUCUGUGUGUCCUAAUAUAUCAUACAGAUAUUAAUAUUUUAGUGGAUACAGUAUGGGCUCUGUCUUACUUAACUGAUGGUGGCAAUGAACAAAUACAGAUGGUUAUAGAUUCUGGAGUUGUGCCGUUUUUAGUACCGCUUCUGAGUCACCAGGAAGUAAAAGUUCAGACAGCGGCAUUAAGAGCUGUGGGCAACAUAGUGACUGGCACUGAUGAGCAGACUCAGGUGGUGCUAAACUGUGAUGUUCUCGCUCAUUUUCAAAACCUACUGACGCACCCUAAGGAGAAAAUAAACAAGGAAGCAGUUUGGUUCUUAUCCAAUAUCACAGCUGGGAAUCAGCAACAGGUUCAAGCUGUUAUUGAUGCUGGACUAAUUCCCAUGAUCAUACAUCAGCUGGCCAAGGGGGACUUUGGAACCCAAAAAGAAGCUGCAUGGGCGAUCAGCAACUUGACAAUAAGUGGACGUAAAGACCAGGUGGAAUAUCUUGUACAGCAGAAUGUCAUCCCACCCUUUUGCAAUUUAUUGGCUGUGAAAGACUCACAAGUUGUCCAGGUGGUCUUGGAUGGCUUGAAAAACAUUUUGAUAAUGGCAGGGGAAGAAGCGAGCACAAUUGCAGAGAUCAUAGAGGAGUGUGGAGGUUUGGAAAAAAUAGAAGCGCUGCAGCAGCAUGAGAAUGAAGAAAUUUACAAACUAGCAUUUGAAAUCAUAGAUCAGUAUUUCUCUGGUGACGAUAUUGAUGAAGAUCAAAGCCUCAUUCCUGGAGCCACCCAGGAAGGUACCUACAACUUUGAGCCGUCAACCAACCUUCAGACAAAAGAAUUUAACUUCUAAGUAUGUUGCAGUGCAGCUUUUUUUCUGUCCAAAAACAUAUAGCACCACCAGACUUCCACCAGUUGAAGAAAUCCCUGAAAGAUUACAAGAUACACGCCUCUUCUUAUUGAUGCUUCUAAAGCGAAUCAUGUAUCUGUCACUUGCAGUUGCCAAACGUCACCUUCACACGGACUGUAAUUGCAUAUGCAUGAGCUUGGUUUUCGUUGAAAUUCUAACAGUCCCAGCUGUAUUUUUUACCUUUUCCAUUUGGCACUGUGUGCUGACUGCCACAACAUUCAACCCUUUUGUUUUUGUUAUUUUCUUUUUGUUUUUUUCAAUAAUUACAUAGUGAUGGCAUAUCAGCUUUUUGUGGAAAAGUAGCUUUUUUUUCUUCUUCUUCUUUGAACCUGGUGCACUGUACAUGAAGACUUUGCGAUAAUGCAUACUUUGUGGAAGACUCUGCAAGAGUACGGUCUAAUAUCGAUCCUUCAUCUUCCUCCAUAGACAUUUUCAUAUUUUGAGGAAUUAUAAAUUUAUUGGGAAAAACAAACAAACCAUGCAAGCCAAAAGAUUUCAUUCACGAAACUGAAUAAAAAAAAAUUAACUUGGGUGAAUUAUUGACAAAAAAAAAUCUGUUUAAGAGAAAACUGUAAUCAUGUCUCUUAUUUAGUAUUUCCCAAACCGCCUCCCAAGUCAGGAUUGGGAAAUGGAACUGAUUGAAAAGCAAAACGCUUUGCUGUUUCAUUGGACAUCGCGCCCUGUCCGAACCACUCCAACUAUUGUUUUUUUCCUGCUGUUCUUGAAGUAACCAAAAGCUGUGCAUGGAGUUUCCUCUGAGCUUUAGAACCCGUCGCAUAUACACAUGGUCUCAAGCUGAAAGCAAGUGUCCCUGAAAUCUAGGUUAAUACAGAGAUUGCGACAUACAAGAUCUCCUAAAUAGCAUGGGAGGGGAACCGAAACCUUGCUUUCAUCUGUCAGUAGACAUCGGUAUGUCAUGUUUUGCUUAGGUGGCUAUAGGUGAUUGAUUUUUUUUUUUUUUAAUUAUUAUUAUUUUUAUAAUUGGGGUCAAACUUGUGGAGCUUUUCAUGUUUACUGUAAAUCGUCAAUUUCUACUUUGUGAAAAGUGCUUUUGAGAGUGUGGUUGGCAGCAAAACAAGAACUAUCCAUGCAAGAGCUUGUAAGCUGUAGCCUUCUGCCGUGUAUGGGCAGUCAGACCUUGCUGGGUAUUGUAGUUCAGCAGUUGGCCAAGCCUGUUCUAUAGACACCCUAAAUGCUGUAAGCUGAUUACGGCAGGUGUCUAACAAAUUGUUCCACGGGUAACCCAUAGCAACCAGACAUUGACCUUUUUUUUAUUUUCUAAUACAGUAUAAAAUCUGAUAAGAGCUACAGUAUAUAGGCGACACUUUCUUUUUUGUGUGUGUUCUACUUCGUUACCUAUUUGAACAGUUUUCCUAUGUGUCCACCAUAAAUUGGUUAAAAAAGAAAUAAUAUAGGGCUAAUUUAAUCAUAUGUAUACCUGGAUCAAGGGGGCAGCGUUGCACCUCUGGCUAUUAGCCAGUAAUGUUCUAGGCUUCUCUGAGGUACUGGCAUAAUACUGUUCUUUGGGCUGUACAGUGCUCUUUAAAUAACCUCAUAUUAUGACAGGCUUAAGAAGCUAAGAUUAUUUAAUUUGUUAAACCGGAUUCAUGCCAAUGGUAAUGUUCCGAAUCUGGUCAGACCAUGAUAUGGUGUUAUAUAUUUGAAUGGCUUUGUUGCUUUCAGAAACUCAGAAUUCCCGAUAUGCAUAUACUAUAUAUAUUUUUUUGUUUUGUUUUUUUUUUUGUUUUUUGUUUUUUUUUUUUUGGUGGGAGCUACAAUUACCUGAGUGAAUAGAAACAUUUUGUAACAGCAACACUAGGACGCAGUUUAUUGCGUGUGACGUUUCUGAUGCUUUGAUGUGAAGGGAUAGUUUAAAUUAAAACUACUUUUUUUAAUUAGCAGACUUGGGUUGUGUUUACUGUGAUAACGAGAAGAAAUGCCAUCCAAAAUUGUGGAUCAGCUUUCCUUUAAAUCCUUUCACUUCUGAACAACACAGCAGGUGUGCAUUCAUUACAAUAUAUAUAUAUAUAUCUGCCAAGGUGGAGCCACUUUAAAGAGGGGGGUGGGGUUUGUCUUGUAUCCCAAGAUGGAUACAAGCGUAUGUUUAAACUGCAAGAUUUUUACUUGCUAGAGAAUCUGUUUUAAUAUAGCGGUCUGGCCUCUGAUUAUUUAUAGGUUUUAUAAAUUUUAGAUUCACUUUCUCUUUAAGGUGGCUCAAAACUUUUUUCAACUCUUGUGCACAUAAAAAAUUGAGUUGAAGUUCAUUGUGCCUUUUUUUCUUUCCUCCCCCAUCCUGAGAAUUUUAGAGCUGGCUUUUUAACAUAGCUGCAUCCCAUUCACACAAUAGUGUAAAAUGUGUGGUGUGUUACUUAAGGUAGACAGUUUAUAGCAGAACUUGAUACGGUCACAUAAUAAGAAGAAAUCUCAGUGCUAUUUUUGUAUUGUUACAUUUGUUUUUUCUUCGUUAUAUAUUUUUUUCCCCACUUUCUAAUUUGUACAAAGGUGAUAUAUAUAAGCGACAUUUGUCCUCUGUUCUGCCUAGGGAGAAGUUUCUGCGUAAUAAAAACUUCAUUGGCAUAUAUUUCUUACUAUUUAUUUUCUUUCCUCUUUGAGCUUAUAGAAACUUUAAAAUGUACAUGACUACUUUAAGGUGUACCUGUAGCUGCCAUUGUGUGAGCUGUCCAGUGUUCAUCUGGUAGGAACCUUCGUGCAGUGAGACUCUAUGGGAUACCGGUGAGGGACAUCGCUUGUUUUUGUGCGCAAGCAAACAUAUGCGCUGUUUUACCUACCGCCAUACCUGGAAGUGUGCAAGGCUACAAAGGGAGCUUGCUGCUAAUCGCAUCUGCCCCUACAUGUUAUGUAAGCCCACAAAAUGGCUGCCUUCAUGGAGUAGGCCAGUGUUACACUUUAAAGCCUUAGAAGUGUUUUUAGGUAGCUUUCCUCCCUUGUGACCUUAUUAAGUUUUGGUAGGGAUUGCAUUAUCUGAUAGUUACAAAAACAAAGAAUAUUGCUGCACUUUUUCUUUUUCAGAACAGUGUUUGAAAAAUGCAUAAUUUCUUUUUCAUUUUUUUUUUUUUUAAUUAACUUGUUAAAUAGACUAAAAUGUUAUUUCAAAAGAGGCAUCAAAAUGUGUUCCUAAUUUUGUAUAUGGGCUUAGGUUUUGUAACCAAUAAAAAGCUGCUAUCAAAUACUAUAUACUA
Messenger RNA from Pseudophryne corroboree (corroboree frog), 5129 nucleotides. RefSeq names its product karyopherin subunit alpha 3 (gene KPNA3). Gene Ontology annotation, cellular component: cytoplasm; nucleus. Bases 307 to 1872 code for a protein of 521 amino acids. NCBI's taxonomy places the organism in Eukaryota, Metazoa, Chordata, Amphibia, Anura, Myobatrachidae. The record is from RefSeq and is a predicted model, not a curated record. Gene Ontology annotation, biological process: NLS-bearing protein import into nucleus. Gene Ontology annotation, molecular function: nuclear import signal receptor activity; protein binding. The transcript has 17 exons.